Molecule: messenger RNA, 1787 nt
Organism: Biomphalaria glabrata
Lineage: Eukaryota; Metazoa; Mollusca; Gastropoda; Planorbidae
Product: cyclin-dependent kinase 7-like
Exons: 11
Coding region: 202-1230 (342 amino acids)
Biological process (GO): protein phosphorylation; positive regulation of transcription by RNA polymerase II
Cellular component (GO): cytoplasm; transcription factor TFIIH holo complex; transcription factor TFIIK complex
Molecular function (GO): cyclin-dependent protein serine/threonine kinase activity; RNA polymerase II CTD heptapeptide repeat kinase activity; ATP binding
Source: RefSeq, a predicted model, not a curated record
GCUAUGCUAGUAUUGGCAGUAUUGCUAUCACUGCCAGUUCUAUUCUAUAAUUUAGAGUCUAGACAUCUAAACUAGAUCUAGAUCUAGAGUCUAUAUAUAGGUCUAGAGAUCUAUCAUAGUAGUCUAGAUUCUAGAUCUAUCGAGAGUCCUAGUAGUAGAAUCUAGUACAGUCUAGGCACAAUUCAAUGUUAUGCUUCAAACAUGGGAGAAGACGGAACUGAUCGAUAUGAAAAAAUAGAUUUUUUGGGAGAAGGACAGUUUGCUACUGUAUAUAAAGCCAAAGAUAAGAAAACAAAUAAGAUUGUGGCUGUAAAAAAGAUCAAGCUGGGAUCCAGAACAGAAGCUGCUGAUGGCAUCAACAGAACAGCUUUGCGGGAGAUUAAACUUUUACAAGAACUGUCUCAUAAACAUAUCAUUGGGUUGCUGGAUGUUUUUGGUCACAAAUCAAAUGUAAGUCUGGUCUUUGACUUUAUGGAAACAGAUUUAGAGGUUGUAAUCAGGGAUUCAAGUCUGAUCAUGACUGCUCCACAUAUAAAAUCCUAUGUUCUACAAACACUUCUAGGCUUAGAAUAUUUACAUGCUCAUUGGGUUCUUCACAGAGAUAUGAAACCAAAUAACUUGUUGAUUAAUGAAGGAGGUGUACUUAAGAUUGGUGACUUUGGUUUAGCCAGGUUUUUUGGUUCUCCAUCCAGACCUUACUCUCAUCAAGUUGUGACAAGGUGGUACAGAUGUCCAGAGUUGUUGUUUGGAGCUAGAGCCUAUGGUGAAGGGGUUGACAUCUGGGCAGUUGGAUGUAUUAUAGCUGAGUUAUUAAUUAGAGCUCCUUUUUUGCCUGGUGAAUCAGAUCUGGACCAAAUAAAUCGUAUUUUUCAAGUUUUAGGAACACCUACAGAAGCAGAGUGGCCAGACAUGAAAUGUUUGCCUGACUUUAUUGUGUUUAAAGAAUUUCCUAGACAGUCGUUGAAGGACAUUUUCACUGCUGCUUCAGAUGACCUAUUGGAAGUAUUGAAUUCAAUGCUUUCAUUAAACCCAUCUAAGAGAUGCACAGCCACUCAGGCAUUACAGAUGUCUUAUUUCAGCAACAAACCAGCUCCUACACUCUCGCACCUCCUUCCAUUCCCUAAAUCCAAUAAAAUCAUUGAUAAAGAAAAAGAAGCUAAAAUGCCCUCUUUAAAAAGAAAACAAGAGAGUUCUGAUUCAGUUAGCUUGAAAAAAAGACUUGUUUUUUGAGGACAGCUAGCAACACUUUAUCUGACGGUCAAAUAAUGUCCACAAAUGGUGGUAAUACCAAAGACAAAGACUAAUCCCGAAAACAGAUUGCUACAUGGAUGGAAAUUUGUGAGCAACACAAUGAGAGAUCUGAUUAACUCUUAAACUGUAUUCAUAUGUAGAAAUAUAUGUUAAUAGUUUUAUGAUGGUAUGUUAGUUUAGUCUGGGCUACAUGUCUAUAAAUUGUCUGCAGUGGUAAAAAAAAAAGAGAACUUAUCACAAGAUUAAAUUUAUGACAGUAAUUUGAUGCAGUCAUUCAUAAAUAACAAAAUGCAAAUCUCUUAGAAAUGAACAAUAGUGUUGACAUCUUCGUAAUGUUGAUUUGUUUGUACAUAAGGUUUCUGUACAUUUCAUUCAUUACUUUUUCAUCACUUUAAAUACAUUUCUCUCAUUUCCUAUUUGAAAAAAAUUGGUUAGUGUUUGGUGAAUGUGAAGCAAACUAGUAAAUUGAGUACUAUGAACGUGUUUGGAUGUGCAUAAUUGACAUGAUGUUAUUAAAGAGAUUAGACUUGACUUUA